Molecule: messenger RNA, 2052 nt
Organism: Jatropha curcas
Lineage: Eukaryota; Viridiplantae; Streptophyta; Magnoliopsida; Malpighiales; Euphorbiaceae
Source: RefSeq, a predicted model, not a curated record
AUGUCUUCAAUAUCAUCUUCCACUGUCCCUCCUAAAACAAACUAUGAUGUGUUCCUCAGUUUUAGAGGUGUUGAUACCCGCUUGAAUUUUACUAGCCAUCUUUAUGCUGCUUUAAGGCGAAAGCAUAUCACAACAUUUAUUGAUUAUACUGGUCUUGAGACAGGAGAAGAGAUAUCUCCAAAUCUUUUGAAAGCUAUUGAAGAAUCGAAGAUGUCAGUCAUCAUUUUCUCCAAAAAUUAUGCCUCCUCUCAAUGGUGUUUGGAUGAACUAGUCAAGAUAAUGGAGUGCAUGAAGUCAAUUGGACAGAAGGUUUUACCAAUUUUCUACCGUGUAGACCCUUCUGAUGUUAGAAACCAGACUGGAAAUUUUGGAGACGGAUUUCGAAAAGUUAAAGAACAAUUUCAGGAGGAUGCAGAGAAGAUUGAUAGGUGGAUCACUGCUUUGACGAAAGCAGCCAAUCUAUCUGGAUGGGAUUCGAACAAUUACAGGUAUGAAUCAGAAUUAAGUGAGGGAAUCGUUAACCGGAUCUUGAAGAAAUUGUAUCCUGCAUAUUAUAGUGUUUGCAGUAACUUGCCUGGGAUUGACUUACACAUCAAUAAUCUUUUGUCAUUGUUAUCUAAAAAGGUUGCAUCAAAAGGUGUUCGCUUUAUUGGAAUUUGGGGAAUGGGAGGUAUAGGAAAGACAACCAUUGCUGAAGUUCUUUUCAGUCGAAUAUCUGAUAAAUUUGAUUAUUGUUGCUUUCUCAGCAAUAUCAGGGAAAAAUCAGAAAAAUAUGGACUAUUUCACUUGCGAAAAUGUCUUUUUUCGGAACUUCUACAAAAUGAAAAUUUGAAUCUGGAAAUGUACCAUGUACUUCCAACUAUUGUUUUGGAUAUGCUUCGUCGAAAAAAAGUUUUCAUUGUUCUUGAUGAUGUUAAUGAUUCCGAUCAAUUAGAGGCUUUAGCUGGACAUCAUGAUUGGUUUGGUCCUAGAAGUAGAGUUAUUAUGACUAGUAGAGACAAAGAAGUACUUGACAAUGGAGUUGACAUAACAUAUACGGUCGAGGGCUUACAAUACCGUGAUGCUCUUAAAUUAUUGAGUAUGAAAGCCUUCAAGCAAAAGCAUCCUCCAAAAGAUUUUAUACAGUUGUCAGAAAGGGUAUUGAAUUAUGCUAAAGCUGUUCCAUUAGCUCUUAAAGUUUUGGGUUCCCAUCUAUGCAAAAGGUUAUGCAAAAGGUCUCCAAAGGAAUGGGAAAGUGUAUUGGACAAACUAAAACAAUUCCCUGAUUCUAAGAUUCAGAAAAUCUUAGAAGUAAGUUAUGAUACACUAGAACAAAAUGAGAAGGACAUAUUUCUUGAUGUCGCUUGUUUCUUCAAAGGAGAAGAUAAAGAUUGGGUGGAAGAUAUACUAAAUGGUUGUGGUCUUGCUGCAAGCAUGGGAAUAAAUCGUCUAAAGGAUAAGUGUCUCGUAGUCAUUGUUCAAAGCAACUUAGAGAUGCAUGACUUGAUACAAGAAAUGGGUCAGGAUAUUGGAAGGGGUAGCCGAUUAUGGAAUCCCAUGAACAUAUGUGAUACCUUGACAACUGAGACCAUGAAAGAGGCAGUUGAAGGCAUAUUCUUGGACAUGUCUAAAAUGGGAAAGGUACACUUGAAUCAUGCAACCUUCUCAUGGAUGCCUAACUUGAGAUCGCUGAUAUUUUUUAGGUCUCAGUAUUGUUCCAAAAACAAGGACACUGGCUUCAUGCUUGAAUCUCCACAAUCGAAUUAUUUGCAGUAUCUUUCUAACAAGUUGAGUUUACUUCAUUGGGAAGAAUACCCUUACAAAUCUAUGCCAUCAAGUUUUUUCAUGGAGAACCUUGUUCAACUUGACUUGCGAGAGAGUAGGAUUGAACAACUUUGGACUGGAGAUAAGUGUCCUCAGCAAUUAAAAUAUCUCAAUCUUUUUGGAUCCAUGCAAUUAACCAGGCUUCCAAAUCUCUCUUCAGCAACAAAUUUGGAGUGGAUGAAUCUUGGGCUUUGUAUGAGGUUGAUUGAGAUUCCCUCAUCGAUUCAGUGCCUCCUUAAGCUCGAUUGA